This is a messenger RNA of Folsomia candida, 1267 nucleotides long. RefSeq lists its product as uncharacterized. The transcript is spliced from 2 exons. The coding region runs from base 14 to 628 and encodes 204 amino acids. The record is from RefSeq and is a predicted model, not a curated record. Lineage: Eukaryota; Metazoa; Arthropoda; Collembola; Entomobryomorpha; Isotomidae.
UUUUGCCGCAAUUAUGCUACAAGGAUGGAUAUACUACUGGUUAUCGAGUGGACUAAGUAUGGCAAUAUUUAACAUUUUUAUUGCCUCGAUUUUUUCCAUGCUGGUCUGUCUAAUCGAAAUAAAAAGCUGGACAAAACUCAACGCCAUAUCAAAAUUCUCACUGGCCUCAAUUUUAAGAAAACAAUUGGAAAAGUAUAACGAAUUAAGGAUCAUCGAAAGUCAAACCAACGCCACCUUCCGAGCCGUGUUCCUGCCCUGUAUCGUUCUCCUUUUCGCCGUUGCAAACAUCCUGAGCUCUUUCAUCUCCAUUUCGUGUCUCCGGGAUGGCACCUUGUUUCAUAAUUUUGGCCACUUGUACUUCCUUUUUAUCAGUUUGGAAUCUUAUUUGGGGUCUUUCUGCUUUGGAACGUUGUCCGGAAAGGUGAAUAAAGUGUCGAUCAAACUUUUACGGGGUCUUGGGAAACAUAGCGUUGCAGAUUAUCCCGCUCUACGGGAGAAAAUUGGAGCCUGUGCUCCAAUCAGGAUUCGUUUUGGGAAUAAUUUUUUCACUAUUUUGACACCUCUGGUAAUAAUUGGGGUUUGUGUAAAGUGGACGGUUAAACUGCUCCUGAUCAAGAUGGGGUGUUAGGGGAUUGUUGCGGUAUAUACAAUUGAAUUUCAUAAUCACUCCAAAAAAGGUGAUUAUGAUGUGAAAAAACGAUUAUAGACAAAUAAUGUAGGUUUGAUUUUUACAAGGAUUUUUUCAUAUGCAAAGUUUAUGGCGUACGGGUGAACUUUAGUUAAUUACUAAAGUUUCUGAACUAAUUUAGUUUUUCCUUAUAAAAUCCAGAAAUAGUCUGAAGCAGUUAACAAAGUUUACAAAGUUUUGUCUAAACUUUAAUACCGAGCUGUUAUAUAAGUACUACAUACACGGUAUUAUUUGUCAAUGCCAUAUUGGAAGUCAGAAAUGAAUACCGCCUUGUAUUAUUUAAAUACUGGAAUUCUAUGUAAGUGUUCAUGACACAUAAUGGUUCAUUGGUAAAUAAUAUUUCCUAUAACGUUAUCUCUGGAAAUGCUUGCGUAAAAAGGCCACAUUUGAGUUGUAACACGAUUUGCCAAUGUUUACCGACCGAGUCAUACAUACAUUCUUCCGGUUAAAUACAUCCAUUUCCAUGCCGGACGAAUAAAAUUUAAUAAUUUAUUGUUUAUCACAUAAAUACUUCUACAUUACACGCUCAGCUCAUAAUUUAUGUAAAUCCAUCAUGCAGAAACGGUUCGUUCAAUAAAG